This is a messenger RNA of Protomyces lactucae-debilis, 951 nucleotides long. RefSeq names its product S-adenosyl-L-methionine-dependent methyltransferase. Gene Ontology annotation, molecular function: protein-lysine N-methyltransferase activity. NCBI's taxonomy places the organism in Eukaryota, Fungi, Ascomycota, Taphrinomycetes, Taphrinales, Protomycetaceae. The transcript has 2 exons. Gene Ontology annotation, cellular component: cytoplasm. The record is from RefSeq and is a predicted model, not a curated record. The coding region runs from base 1 to 687 and encodes 228 amino acids. Gene Ontology annotation, biological process: peptidyl-lysine dimethylation; peptidyl-lysine monomethylation.
AUGAAUGAGGACCUUCAACCGGCCAAGCUAGGCACAUCCGAAUACUGGGAAGACUUCUAUGAGAAGGAGGUCGCUAAUUUCAAAUCUUUCGGGGAUGAGGGCGAGAUAUGGUUCGGAGAGGAUGCUGAAGACAAGAUCAUCGAAUACUUGGAAGAGAAUUUUGGCAAUGCGCAGCCACUGUCGGUACUCGACCUCGGAACUGGUAAUGGUCACCUAUUGUUCGCAUUGUACGAAGCUGGUUUUGGUGCCUGGAAAUUCAAAGGCAUCGACUAUGCUCAACAUUCAGUGGCGCUAGCAAGGCAAGUAGCUGCAUCAAGGGGACUCCAAUCUUCAAUCGAAUUUGAGCAAGCAGACUUCCUCAUGGCUCCUGCGACCCAGGAGGAAGAAUCAUAUGAUCUUAUCCUGGACAAAGGGACCUUUGAUGCAAUCUCUCUGUCUGCCGACAGGACUGCAACCGGUCAAAGGCUCUGUGAUGUGUUUCCCGGCUGUGUGGCGAAGAUGUUGAAGCGCGGUGGAACCUUCCUGAUUACAAGCUGCAACUGGACAACUGAUGAACUCAUUCAACGUCUCAGUAGCCCAGGUAAUUAUCCAGCGAUCCAUCACAUAGAUCGGCCGACCAUGACAUUUGGUGGAGGCUCAGGGUCUGAUGUCUCAACGGUAGCAUUCCAAAGGCCAGCACUUCAAUAAGGCCAUUCGCGGCAAAUUCAGGGUACUCGAGCAGCUGAAUGACCCGCCUCGCCUGCAAUCGAGCUCGCUCUAAAGUUGGGCACGCUUGGCUCUUGCAAGAUCAAUGUGCGUCUCGAUGAACAUGAGUUGAUCACGUUUGACUUCGAGUGCAUCGUCACACAGCCACUUAGUAGAUCACCAAAUUUGUGAUAGGUAUAUGAUCAUAUGAACAAAUGCAGUAUGCCAAUAGUACUGGUACCAGGUACAUAUCACUAAUAAGCGCUC